CAUCUGGAGUCGCAUGAUCAUGAUCUUGUCGCUCAAUCGAAAUUUUUGGAAGAUGAAAAGAAGUCAAAAUUGAAAAGCUUUCACAGGAAGAUUUGAAAGAGUCUCUAAUGGCUUCCUCUGCAAUUUUCUUUCCCCAAUUCCUUAAAUCCUCCGUUUUCCCCCAACCUUCAUCAUCAUCACACGCCACAAUCCGUUUGAUUCUCUCCAUCACACAAAAUGCUCUGCUCCAAAUCCCCCAAAAUCCACCGCACCUCCACCGCCGCCGUUGAACCAGUGCUCAACAACGAUGAUCUCUUCCUCGAGAUCCUUAUUCGUUUACCUAUCCGAUCCCUUCUAACAUUCAAAUCCGUCUCCAAACGAUGGCUUGCCCUAAUUUCCAAUCCCAGCUUCUCUCGCCGUCGAAGCAUUUCUAAUCCGCCCAUUCCUUCAGGUAUCUUCCUCGCCCGUCCCUACCCCGAUUCCCUAGCAUUCGAUUUCGUCAAUUUGACUGCAAAUCCGUCUAGGGCACCGUUCGAAUCUCUUAAUUUCACCUAUCAGGAAUACGGAAUUGUAAUCAACCAAUCCUGUAAUGGCUUGUUGUUGUGCAGUAGUAGUUAUGGAAACGAAUCGAAAAGAGAUUAUUACGUUCACAAUCCAACCACGAAGCACUUCACGACGCUUCCCAAGCUUCAAGCGCGAAAAAUUUUCGGUCUCAAUUUAGCAUUCGAUCCUUUGCGAUCGUCAGAUUACAAAGUAAUUUGCGUUCGAAACUCCGAUUCCUUCAAGAACAACUACGAAAUCGAAAUUUAUUCCUCUAGAUCUGGCCCCUGGAGGCCCUGCCAAGGCGUAUUUUCGGCUCCAUCAAGCAUGAGAUUCGAUUCCGGAGUGUACUGGAACAGCGCUGUUCAUUGGAUCGACGCUUGGGAGAACUGCCUGUACUUCGAUUUACGUGAAGAAAAACUCCAUGAAUUGCCGAUGCCUCGUGUUCCCGAUGGUUGGGAAGAGAGAAGAGUGGAGUAUUUUGGGAGUUGCGGUGGAAAUCUUCAUCUGAUUGAAAAUUAUAAACCUCAAGAUUUGGAGUUCAAUGUUUACGAAAUGAAAGAUGAUCAUUCUGGAUGGUUUGUGAAGUAUCGUGUUGAUCUUCAUUGCGUUUCUGUUGCAUUUCCAGAGAUUGUUCCAUCUGAAGAGGACAUGGAAUUUGGUUUCAUCCCGAAGUUUUCGGUGAUCACCAUUGUCGAUGGAAUUGAGGUGGGCGAAGAAUCAUAUCUUGUUCUGCAGAUUUUUGAGAAAAUUGUGAGAGUGAAUGUUGAGAGUGGAAGCUUUGAGAGGUUGGUGGGGACUGAUAAUGGUGGCGGAAUAUCACAAGUCAAUGGUUUCUUUGAACAGGUUGAAGCAUAUUUGUACAUAGAAAGUCUUGUGUGUGUUUAAGGUUAGGACUCCAAAAUCUUUUCGACCAAAAUAAAAUUUGGGCGGGUUAAAUUGGUGACCCUAACAAUAUA
Messenger RNA from Cucurbita moschata (crookneck pumpkin), 1478 nucleotides. Its product is annotated as F-box protein At5g07610. The transcript has a single exon. Lineage: Eukaryota; Viridiplantae; Streptophyta; Magnoliopsida; Cucurbitales; Cucurbitaceae. The record is from RefSeq and is a predicted model, not a curated record. Gene Ontology annotation, molecular function: protein binding. The coding region runs from base 217 to 1407 and encodes 396 amino acids.